GCAGCCCUUCAGUUCGUCAAGUGCUCUCGGGAAGUGCAGUUCGUUUGGGAAUUCGAAGCAGCAGUCCUCAGACCAGAGACAGAGCGAGAGACUUGUGUGCAUGCUUUGAGCGUUCAGUUGCGUCAACGUUUUGCAACACACUUAGUGAAACACCAAAAACAGGAAACUGAUAGAUGACAUGUGCAUACCAUUAGAUAUACACUCGAACAGCUCGAUCUUGGUUCCGUGCAUAAAGAAGUGUUAAUAAGAGAGUACAAAGAACACGCGCCUACGUAUACUCGCCGCAGUGUCAUUUGUUGCAUUCGAAUCAAUUAAUUGUCAAUUGGUCCGAUCAGAUUCGUAAUCUCGACUACGCGUUAUGCAACCGAACCUGAACCGCAGCUGACUGAGGUGAUCAACGUGCGUGAUAGUGCCGCAAAUCAGAAUGUUCACCAUCCUUCUCGGUGUGACGGUGGCUUUGUUGUUUGCUUAUCUCAUCAAUGAAUUUCGACGACCAACCAAUUAUCCGCCGGGCCCACCAUGGCUUCCGGUGGUAGGGAACACACCGUACAUACGAAAGCUCGCGCGACAAUAUGGAGGACAGCAUAAAGUGUUCGAACUGCUGGGCAAAAUCUACCGCACCAAUGUGAUCGGGCUGAAGCUGGGCCGGGAGUAUGUCGUCGUUGCUCUCAACUACCCUGCCGUCAAUGAGGUCCAUCGGAACGAUGUGUUUGCUGGACGGCCCGAUAAUUUCUUCAUUCGCUUACGUACAAUGGGAACAAGACUUGGAGUAACUUGCACGGAUGGACCGUUCUGGGCGGAACAUCGCAACUUUGUAACGCGCCAUCUACGCCAGAUCGGUUACGGGCGACAGCCAAUGCAGUUGCAGAUACAGAACGAACUGAACGAGCUGGUGGAUGUGAUCCGUGACCGGCAGGGACAACCAAUAUGGCCGGCCAGCAUCCUUUCCACCAGUGUCAUCAAUGUCCUUUGGACGUUCGUGACCGGAUCGCGCAUUCCACGGGAAGACGAUCGGCUACAGCGAUUGCUCCGUUUGCUGCAGGAACGUUCGAAAGCCUUCGACAUGUCCGGCGGCGUGUUGAGUCAGCUACCGUGGCUUCGAUUCCUGCUGCCGGAAUGGAGCGGCUAUAACCUGUUGCGUCGUUUCAAUCACGAGUUGAAUGAAUUCUUUGCACCGACCAUUGCCGCCCAUCAUCGCAAUUUUAGCGAUGAUAAAGCGAAUGACGAUCUGAUCUACGGUUAUAUUAAGGAGAUGCGAGACCGAAGGGAUGAUCCCGAAUCUACAUUCACCGAUCUGCAGCUUACGAUGAUCAUACUGGACAUCUUUAUUGCCGGUGGACAAACGACGAGCACAACGCUCGAUCUAGCGUUCAUGAUGAUGAUCGUGCGACCCGACAUACAGGAUCGAAUUCGGCAGGAGAUCGACACAACGCUGCGACCCGACGAGCUGCCACAGCAAACUGAUCGAUCGCAGCUACCGUACACCGAUGCCUUUCUGCUGGAAAUUCAACGAUUCUUUCACAUCGUGCCGGUUAGUGGGCCACGGCGUACCCUUGCCGAUUGUACAUUGGGAGGCUACCGGUUACCCAAAAACACUACCGUACUAAUUGGUCUUCGAACCGUACAUAUGGACCCGGGCUACUGGGGUGAUCCGGAAGUGUUUCGUCCGGAGCGUUUUCUCGAGUGUGCAACGGAUACGACGGGCAAGGGUCAUUUGCAUACGGAUCGGUUAAUGUUCUUCGGCAUCGGGAAACGGCGCUGCUUGGGUGAGGUGUUGGCGAGAGCUUGUCUGUUUACGUUUUUCGUUGGAGUGAUGCAAAAGUUCGAACUACUUAAGCCGACGGAAGGAAAUCGUGAGAUGGAACCGUCGAUCGUGUUGCGACCGGGUAUUACACUCUCGCCCAAACCGUACGAAGUAGUGUUUCGUGCACGAUGAUGGAUAGGAGCUGGUGAGGAAAGUUUUAGUGAGAGGAAAGAAAAUGAACAACAGUUGCUAAAUCUGAACGUUUGACCAAUGUUUUCAUAGGGUUUAAAAAAUAUAGUAAUCUUCUUUUAUAUUCGUAUUGUAACAAUUUAUAAAGCUGCGUAGUUUUUUUUCACACCUUUUUAUUAAAUCAUGUUGAUAAUCGAGGAUAAUUUUCAAUAUUUCCCAGAAAAGGAAAACAAACAACUCUCUUCAAAGACCAACUGCUGCAUAUUGCAUACUUUUAGGCGGAUAUGUGCGAAUAAUGCUUUAAAUAAAAAAGAACAAAAAAUAUUAAAAAAAA
Messenger RNA from Anopheles funestus (African malaria mosquito), 2267 nucleotides. Its product is annotated as probable cytochrome P450 305a1. The record is from RefSeq and is a predicted model, not a curated record. The transcript has 3 exons. Gene Ontology annotation, cellular component: cytoplasm; intracellular membrane-bounded organelle. Gene Ontology annotation, molecular function: oxidoreductase activity, acting on paired donors, with incorporation or reduction of molecular oxygen, reduced flavin or flavoprotein as one donor, and incorporation of one atom of oxygen; heme binding; iron ion binding. The coding region runs from base 425 to 1936 and encodes 503 amino acids. NCBI's taxonomy places the organism in Eukaryota, Metazoa, Arthropoda, Insecta, Diptera, Culicidae. Gene Ontology annotation, biological process: xenobiotic metabolic process.